Botrytis byssoidea is the source of this 1011-nucleotide messenger RNA. RefSeq lists its product as uncharacterized. Gene Ontology annotation, biological process: vacuolar transport; positive regulation of protein ubiquitination; metal ion transport. The transcript has 3 exons. The record is from RefSeq and is a predicted model, not a curated record. Lineage: Eukaryota; Fungi; Ascomycota; Leotiomycetes; Helotiales; Sclerotiniaceae. Bases 1 to 1011 code for a protein of 336 amino acids. Gene Ontology annotation, cellular component: endoplasmic reticulum; Golgi apparatus; perinuclear region of cytoplasm.
AUGAGUUCGCAACGAUAUGAGAGGGUAUCUGCGAACGAUGAAGAUACCCCUCCGACACCUACAUCCCCUCCACCAUCCUUCCGAUCGCGAGGCUCCUCUCCUUCUUCACGACACCACGUAGCGCCCGUCGACCAAAAUCUAGCGGAUACUUUUGAUGAUGGAUCUGAUGAUGAGGAUAACGAUGGCGAUGACAGACAACGAUUGAUGCGUGGAAAUCCUUCUUCGUCAACGGAGAGAUUGAAUGAAACGACGAGCGAUGAUCGACCAACUACUCAGAGAACAGUAACCGUCGUGCCGACAUUUGUACCGCCAACAGGUGGAAGGGUUUAUGGCGGUGGUUCGGGAUCUGACGGUGUUUUUGCGAAUCUAAGUGCUAAGCCUGAGAGAGGCGAGAAGCAAGAAGAACAUCCUCCUACGUACGAACAAGCAGCCGCAGAUGCCGCACCACCAUACUGGGAAACCACCAUUCUCGCUCCCGGACUUGGGGGACUAGAUGAAGUAUACGUCGAGGGUCUUCCAGUUGGCUCUUUAUUUUCUUUUAUCUGGAACGCCAUGAUAUCCAUGUCUUUCCAACUUGUUGGUUUUCUCCUCACAUAUCUAUUACAUACCACUCACGCCGCCAAAAAUGGAUCUCGUGCCGGUCUCGGAAUUACACUCAUUCAAUAUGGUUUCUACAUGAAAGGAACAAAUAAUGUCGUCACGCCACCUUCAGGGGGAAAUGAUGCAUCAUAUGCUCAACCUCCCGAUCCAAAUUCUCAUGAUUUCGACCCCGAUAAGGUUAAUGCGGCUGCUACUGCAGGAAUGGAUUCAGGAAGUGGAGGAAUCGGUGAUAUCGCUAGCAAUGAAUGGUUUGCGUAUGCAUUGAUGAUUGUCGGAUGGUUCAUCCUGAUCAGAGCGUUUAGCGAUUUCAUUAGAGCGAGGAGACAUGAGCAAUUGGUGUUACAAAGUCCGGAUCGUGGACUGCCAGUUCCUAUUAUUGCGACUGGAGAGGAGAGCGAGACUAUUGUUUAA